Effrenium voratum is the source of this 393-nucleotide messenger RNA. The record is from the annotation of a GenBank genome assembly. NCBI's taxonomy places the organism in Eukaryota, Dinophyceae, Suessiales, Symbiodiniaceae.
AUGGGUGGGUUGCUCUGCUUGGCAGAGGUGGCGUUGGAGGACCUGGUCCUCGGGGCGCCCGGCUCCACGCCCAAGGCAGAGCUGAGGGACUUCAUCAUCGUCACGGGCGUUGGCAACAACAGCCCAGGCGGCAUCGCGCUGAUCCGGCCCGCGGUCAUCGCCUUUCUGCGGGAGGACCUGGACAUCGCGGUGCUGGAGACCCGGCACGAUGGCCCGGGCCGGCUGCGGGUGCCGGCCCACGAGCUGAGGACACGGACGGCUCACGGGGAGGGGGAGGGGGGUGUCCCGCGACCUGCGUAUCUGGAGGGCAAAAAGAUCGCCCCUGCGCUGUGGCGAAAGUGCUGUUGGAUCCUCGUGGGAAACGAUGCGGGCGCAACCUCUCACCGGACUUAA